ACCAAACUGACUCGGAGACGCGACGACCCGAGUACGAUUUUUCGUAUCUUCUUGUCCUGAUUUCUGAAUCUCCAAUAUAAAAAGUGUGGGCUUUCCCUGUUCUAAGUUAUCAGCUUCUAUGUUAGAGACGAAGAAAGAGAGAGCAAAUCUUUGAGGGAGACUAGGAGAGAGAGCGAGAAAUUAAUGGGACCGAGUUUGGAUUUGAGCUUGGUCUUUGUCCCGAAAACCAUUUCUGAUUUCCUCGGAGAAAUUUCAACCACCACAAACGGCUCCGAGAAACUGUCAAAGCUUGAUGAUUAUGUGCGAAGAUUGGAAGAUGAGAGGAGGAAGAUCGAAGCUUUCAAACGCGAGCUUCCUCUCUGUAUGCUUCUCUUAACCGAUGCUAUUGGCAGGUUGAAGGAGCAGGCAAUGCAGCGUACGGAAAACGAUAGCGCUGACAAGAAGAACUGGAUGAGCUCUGCUCAGCUCUGGAGCAAUGGUACCACCUGUGAUUACAAGAAAGAAGACUCAGCCUCAGAAGCAAAAUUGCGAGGCGAAGAAGACGAUCGGUCUGUGCUGGAGAACCCGGCUCAGCCAUGGAGUAAGCGAAAAAAGGGAGGGGCAUUUGAGGCAUCAAAGGAAGAGAACGAGGUUUCACAAGUCACUGGCCUUUCGCUUAUGACUCCUCCACCGCUUGAACUAAAUCCAAGCAAUUCAGUUUCCAAAAAAAAAAGCUAUUCUGGCUGUAGAGGUGGUUCUUCUGGUUCAUCUUUGUCGACAGACCCACAGAGGAAACAAAGGCGGUACUGGUCGCCUCAGUUGCAUCGUUGUUUCUCCGAGGCGGUUCGACAACUUGGGGGUGAGCAAGUGGCCACUCCUAAACAAAUUAGAGACCUCAUGCAAGUGGAUGGUCUCACAAAUGAUGAGGUGAAAAGCCAUUUGCAAAAAUAUAGACUUCAUGUUCGAAAACUUUCGUCUUCUUCAAAUACAAAUGGCUUGUGCAUGGCCCAAGAUCAAUGGGGAGAGCACUCAAAUCCAAACAGCUCUCUGUCUAGUUCUCCACAGGCUACCCUCCUUGCUGUUGGGUCUGCUAAAGGUCUAUUUAGCGUGGGAGACGACAGCAAUGAAGCAGGAGAUGAGAAAUCAGAUGGUCAUAGUAGUGAAGAUGGCUAGAAAAGGCAGCAGAAGAUUAUAGAGUCAUUGAAACCCCCGUGAUUUUUUCAGAUGCAAAUAUACGUACGUGGGGAAUAAUUAAUAAACUUUUAUGGACGUAUAAUUAAUACUUCUGACAGAGAGAGAGAGAGAGAGAGAGAAAGAGGAAUUUGUACUAAAGUUGCUUUUUUCUUUCUUUUCUGGAGGCCCUACUGCAGAGAAAGGUAAUGAGGUUUUAGAAGCCCUAUUGACAAGUUUACUCCUCUAUUUUUGAAGAGGUUUAUGCUAUGACCAUAGGGGAUACUACUACUAGAACGAGAGAUGACAGUCUUUUUCUCAUGAUGUUAUCCGACAUAUGUUCAACAUUAAACUCCCUUUCAGUUAGUUUUGCUCUAAUAUCAUAAUUUCAGGUUUUAUUUGCCUUC
Messenger RNA from Alnus glutinosa, 1556 nucleotides. Its product is annotated as transcription factor HHO5. The transcript is spliced from 5 exons. The coding region runs from base 184 to 1152 and encodes 322 amino acids. The record is from RefSeq and is a predicted model, not a curated record. Gene Ontology annotation, molecular function: DNA-binding transcription factor activity; DNA binding. NCBI's taxonomy places the organism in Eukaryota, Viridiplantae, Streptophyta, Magnoliopsida, Fagales, Betulaceae. Gene Ontology annotation, biological process: regulation of DNA-templated transcription.